This is a messenger RNA of Naumovozyma castellii, 519 nucleotides long. It is a transcript of the gene MET28, whose product is annotated as Met28p. NCBI's taxonomy places the organism in Eukaryota, Fungi, Ascomycota, Saccharomycetes, Saccharomycetales, Saccharomycetaceae. The transcript has a single exon. The record is from RefSeq and is a predicted model, not a curated record. The coding region runs from base 1 to 519 and encodes 172 amino acids.
AUGGCCGUCGAAGCAGAAGCUGCUAAUCAUGAGAACAUUUCUCAACAUCUACAGGACUUGAUAUCUAAAAACUCAGAAUUGGGUUCGCGACUAUUAUCUUUAUUGUUGGUGAGUAGUGGUAAUUCCAAAGAGAUUAUCAAUGCUAUUAAUAAUGGUGACUUGCAAAGUGUCCAGAAUCUAAAUCUGGAGAAACUGAGUUCAACAGUAAAAAAUGCCAAGGAGAAUACAGAAGUUAAAGUGGAAGCUACCAGUGAUGAAUUGAAACUUCGACAGCUAGAGAAGAAAAAGAAGAAUACUGAAGCUUCAGCAAGAUUUAGAAUACGGAAAAAGCAAAGAGAACAAGAGAAAUUAGAAAAAUUGACAGAAUUGAAAAGUCAAAUAGAAACUCUAUAUACGAGGAUUGAUACCCUUGUGGAUGAAAAUAAAUAUUGGAAGAAGCGAUUACAAGAAGUUAACGAGAAGAAGUCUAAAGAUUUGCUGGACAGUAUCAAAAGAUCAAACCUCAGCAGUAGUUCAUAA